This is a messenger RNA of Plenodomus lingam JN3, 1293 nucleotides long. Its product is annotated as mitochondrial 37S ribosomal protein uS5m. Lineage: Eukaryota; Fungi; Ascomycota; Dothideomycetes; Pleosporales; Leptosphaeriaceae. Gene Ontology annotation, cellular component: ribosome. Gene Ontology annotation, biological process: translation. The record is from RefSeq and is a predicted model, not a curated record. Gene Ontology annotation, molecular function: RNA binding; structural constituent of ribosome.
AUGAGCGUCUGCCGCCCUGCACGCUGUCUCUUCACCAAGGCCACGGCCACGACGCUGCCCACGACGACGCCUUCGCCGCAACGCUCGUUCCACGCCUCGGCACGCCAACAGGCCCGCCGAAGAAGACCGCACUAUCCCUCGAUCAAGGCCGAAGACCUCAAACUGCUCAAUCAGGCGGCCGAGGCUGAGUACCCCAAGUUCGACACGGCGGAGAGUGCGCUGCUGGAGAAGAAGUACACGCCCGCGCAAAUUGCGGCCAUCAAAGCCGCAGAGGCGACCAUUGAUGCGCGCGAUGUGCUCGUUCAGGGCCAGAACCGGACGGAUCCAUGGCGUCUCAACUACGAAGACGACCUGAAUGAGGUCGAUCCCGUCACCGACCGUCCAGAGAAGUUGAUGGGCGAGGACAUACCGGGCAAGCUGACCUUCCGGCUCGCCAAUGAGGUGGAACGGGACGACGCCAUAUCCCGAAUUGCCACGCAGAACCUCGCCAAAAUGUACCCCGAUGGCAUACCCGAAGGCACGUUGGACGCAGUCGAGGAGAAGAAGCUCCAGGAGGCCAUGGAAGCCGCCCUCUCCCAAGCCGCCCUUGACCCCCGCGCCACAUUCACCUCCAAGAACCCCGCCGUCCUCGAGGCCCUCGCCGACCCCCGCCACUCCAUUGUCGCGCCCGACCUACCCCGCAUAGAGAAUCGCAUGGUGCGCCAGACGCGUCGUCUAUCGUCUGAAGAAGAGGAAGAUCCACGACAAAAGCGCCUCUUGCAGUACCUCGGCUGGGACAAGGCAAAGCUACGGAGUAUCCGCACCAAGACACUCGUUGUGCACGGUGUGACCAAUCAAACGCGCAUGGGAAAGAUUAGGAGUCUGUACUACCUGACCAUCGCAGGGAACCAGAACGGUUUGCUCGGAGUAGGGGAAGGCAAGUCGGUAGAGCCGGAAGAGGGGAGGAAACAGAGCAUCAUGAGCGCGAUUAGGAAUAUGAGGCCUGUGCCGCGCUACGAAAAUCGAACGACAUUUGGCAAUUUGGAGAAGAAGAUUGGCGCGACCAAGGUGCAAUUGUUUGCCAGGCCGCCUGGCUUUGGUCUCCGCACCCAACAUCUCAUCUUUGAACUCGCCCGCGCCGCCGGCCUGCAAGAUCUUGCUGCUAGAACACCCCGCUCGCGGAACAAGAUGAAUGUCAUCAAGGCAACGUGGGAGGCUCUCACAAGUCAAAAGUUACCCGAUGAGAUUGCUAGAGCGAGAGGGAAGAAGCUGGUGGAUGUGAGGAAGGUGUAUUAUGGUGGCUCUAUACAUUGA